Molecule: messenger RNA, 231 nt
Organism: Purpureocillium lilacinum
Lineage: Eukaryota; Fungi; Ascomycota; Sordariomycetes; Hypocreales; Ophiocordycipitaceae
Source: RefSeq, a predicted model, not a curated record
AUGCUGUGCCUUUGCCGUUGGCGCCUGGCGAGUGACGACCGAUCUCGCCAGCACGGUGACGGGAGGGUCACGCCGCGCUCCGACCUUGACGAUUUGCAAAUCCCUACCAACAAGAGACUUCUUAUUGAGCUCUCAUAUUUGAAAAGGCGCAAAGCGAUUCCGUGGCAAGGGUCAUCUGCAAGUCCACACAUGGCUGGGCCCACAGCCCCGCGGUCUGCCCGCGCCGUCUAA